GUUGACAAUUAAAAUGUUAAAUAAAUGUUAAUGAAAAAUCAAAAAGUCUUUAUCGUUAUUUGUAUACAAAAAUUUUGUCCUGUGGACCUAUAACUAUUGCUGAAUACAUGAAAGAAGUUUUGACCCAUCCAACUGCAGGUUAUUAUAUGAAUAAAGAUGUUUUUGGGAAAAGAGGUGAUUUUAUUACAUCUCCAGAAAUUACACAAUUAUUUGGAGAAAUGAUAGCUGUUUGGAUAUUAUAUGAAAAGAAAAAGAUUUCAAAAGAUCCUUUUCAAAUUGUUGAACUAGGUCCAGGAAGAGGUACUUUAAUGAAAGAUAUAUUGAGAGUGUUUAAACAAUUGAAAGUACUAAGUGAUGUAUCAGUACAUUUAAUAGAAAUUAGUCCUACUCUUUCUUCAAUUCAGGCAAAAACUUUAUGUAAAACUACUAAAGAAUAUGAUACUGUUACAAAUAACUUUGAUCAAAAUGUUAUUCCUUAUUAUAGGGAAGGUGUUACAGAAGAUGGUAUUAAUGUAUAUUGGUACCGAUCUGUAAUGGAUUUACCUAAAAAAUUUAGUAUAUUUUUAGCACAUGAAUUUUUUGAUGCAUUGCCCAUACAUAAGUUCCAGAAAACUAACAAAGGUUGGAGUGAAGUUUUGGUUGACAUAAUUGAAGGAAGUAAUGAAGAAAAAUUUCGUUAUGUGUUGUCCAAUACAGCAACCCCUGCUACUGUUUAUUUAACAGAUGAUGACAAAAGGGAACAUAUAGAAGUUAGUCCAGAUACUCUAGUAAUAAUAGAUUACAUAGCAGAAUACUUAUGGGAGUAUGGUGGAUUUGCUUUAAUUUGUGAUUAUGGUCACAAUGGAGAUAAGACUGAUACUUUCCGUGCAUUUUCACAACAUAAAAUAUACGAUCCAUUAGUACACCCGGGAAGUGCAGAUUUGACAGCGGAUGUCGAUUUCGCAGCUAUUAAGAAAAUUGCGACAAAAAAUGAUAGGUUAAUAUCAUUUGGACCAGUGACUCAAGCCAGUUUUUUAAAAAAUCUUGGAAUAGAUGUGCGAUUAGAUAUGCUUUUAAAAAAUUCUUCACAAGAAGAAAGAAAACGUUUGGAAUCAGAGUAUCAAAUGAUUACAAAUGAAAUGGGGACACGUUUUAAAGUUUUAUCAUUAUUUCCAUCAAUUUUAAAGGAAUAUUUCCAUAAAUUACCAGUAGCAGGAUUUUGUAAUAAAUACGAAACGUAA
This is a messenger RNA of Megachile rotundata (alfalfa leafcutting bee), 1220 nucleotides long. Its product is annotated as protein arginine methyltransferase NDUFAF7 homolog, mitochondrial. NCBI's taxonomy places the organism in Eukaryota, Metazoa, Arthropoda, Insecta, Hymenoptera, Megachilidae. Gene Ontology annotation, cellular component: mitochondrion. Gene Ontology annotation, molecular function: protein-arginine omega-N symmetric methyltransferase activity. The record is from RefSeq and is a predicted model, not a curated record. Gene Ontology annotation, biological process: mitochondrial respiratory chain complex I assembly.